Molecule: messenger RNA, 1389 nt
Organism: Thlaspi arvense
Lineage: Eukaryota; Viridiplantae; Streptophyta; Magnoliopsida; Brassicales; Brassicaceae
Source: the annotation of a GenBank genome assembly
AUGGUUUCUUCUUCUUCUUCUUUAUCGGAAGUGAAGAUAAUCUCUCAAUGCUUCGUCCAACCCAAAACUCACCAUGAAAAAUCAAAAGAGCCAUACCAUCUUUCACCAAUGGAUCAUGUGAUGCUCUCGGUCCAAUACAUCCAGAAAGGUCUUCUCUUUCUCAAACCAUCGAUUUCUGAAUCUGAUGAUGCUGUCAAAACAAAAGACUCCAUGGAGAGUUUGCUGGAAAAGCUUAAAGACUCUCUAGCCACAACACUUGUCCACUUCUAUCCGCUCGCGGGUCGCCUCUCGAUCUCAAAGACUGAUAAACCGAGAUCCUACUCUGUAUUUGUGGACUGUAACAACAGUCCUGGAGCUGGAUUUAUCCAUGCCAAAUCAGAUCUAAGUGUAGCAGACAUUGUUGAGUCCAAACAUGUUCCUUUGGUUGUUCAAUCCUUCUUUGAUCAUCACAAAGCAGUGAAUCGUGAUGGUCAAACCAUGAGUCUCUUAUCAGUCAAGGUAACAGAGUUGGUAGAUGGAGUGUUCAUAGGAUUGUCUAUGAAUCAUUCGAUUGGAGAUGGAAGCUCCUUCUGGCAUUUCUUCAACUCGUUGUCCGAGAUCUUCAAUUCACAUGAAGACAGCAACGAAAAGUUGUUGUGUCUCAAGAAUCCUCCAAUCUUUCGUGAAGUGAACGGUCCCAUUUGCAGGCUUCCCUUGAGCCCACUUGAAAACUCCAUUAGUAGAUUCGAACCUCCGGUUUUGAAAGAGAGAAUGUUCCAUUUCUCAGCAGAGACACUGAGAUCACUGAAGUCAAAGGCGAAUCAAGAAUGCGGAACAUCAAACAUCUCUUCGUUUCAGUCGCUAACAGCAUUCAUGUGGAGGAGCAUAACAAGAGCAAGAAGAUCACCAAAUGAUCAAGAAACUACUUGCAGGUUCGCUGCUGGAAACAGAUCAAGAAUGAUCCCACCAUUGCCAGCGAAUCACUUUGGAGGUUACGUCUCUCUUGCAAGUAAGACUACGAACGUCGGUAAUCUGUUGGAGAAAGAGUUUGGAUGGGCUGCUUUACAACUGCAUCAAGCUGUAACCCAACACAGUGACGAAAAGAUAGCUUCCGACAUUGAUCGAUGGUUUAAGUCUCUUUUUGAUUUGCAAUUAGCGGGACUUUACGAUCCCAACGUUGUUCAUAUGGGAAGCUCACCGAGGUUUAACAAGUACGGCUGCGAGUUUGGGAUGGGGAAAGCGGUUGCGGCUAGAAGCGGUUAUAACGGUAAGUACGACGGGAAGGUAUCAGCUUAUCCUGGAAGAGAAGGAGGAGGAAGCAUAGAUUUGGAAGUAUGUCUUCUUCCAGAGUAUAUGGAAGCUUUGGAAUCAGAUCAAGACUUCAUGUCCUUUGUUUCUUCUUCUACUUGA